Molecule: messenger RNA, 782 nt
Organism: Ictalurus punctatus (channel catfish)
Lineage: Eukaryota; Metazoa; Chordata; Actinopteri; Siluriformes; Ictaluridae
Product: protein LEKR1
Exons: 3
Coding region: 268-573 (101 amino acids)
Source: RefSeq, a predicted model, not a curated record
UCUUACACUGACCACACACACACACACACACAUUUUUCCUUUCUUUUCUUUUUGUUUUGUUGUAAUCUGACCUUUUCCGGGUCAUCACAGUGGUAUGUAUGUACGCUCACACCGCCUCGGGUCAAUACGAGGCAGGCAGCGCGCUCUUCCGCGCAUGCGCCGUCUCCUAGGCGACACUCAAACGCUCUACUCGGCAGCGACCCGCCAGAUUAAGAAGAAGGAUUUCAAGCCUUUACGUCGAGUCAUCGUUCCUUUUCGGACGACACCAUGGAGAAAGAGCACAUGAAGGAGUCUCUGAAUGAAGAGCUGAGGAUCUGCAGUCCUGCUCACCCCCUGCCUCUGGAACUCCAGCAGAUGGAACAGGAGGAGACGACCUGUCGUUACUGCGGCGUGAGCUACCUGAUCCUGCACGAGUUCCAGCGGCUGCAGGAGCGCCUCAAGGAGGUGGAAAGAGAGCUGGAGAGAGAGCGAGGGAGUGUGGAGAGAGAGAGAGAGUGCAGAGAGCAGCUGCAGCGCUCACAGGUUCAGCGGGAGGAGCUCAGAGCAGCCAAUCAGCUUUACAAGGACAAGUGAGAGCGCUAUACACUCCUCUAUACACUCCUCUACACACUCCUCUACACACUAUAUACACUCCUAUAUAUACUUCUCUAUAUACUUCUCUAUAUAGUCUAUACACUCUUCUAUAUACUCCUCUAUAUAAUUCUCUAUAUACUCCUCUAUACACUCCUCUAUAUACUCCUCUAUACACUCCUCUAUAUAGUCUAUACACUCUUCUACACUCU